Molecule: messenger RNA, 265 nt
Organism: Staurois parvus
Lineage: Eukaryota; Metazoa; Chordata; Amphibia; Anura; Ranidae
Source: the annotation of a GenBank genome assembly
UGUCAUGUGAUCAGCUGUGGUCAAUCACAGCUGAUCAGGGGACAUGUAUACUGAUCAUCAGCGCAAUGAUCAGUGUGCCCUGAUGAUCAGUGUAGCCCCAGCAGUGCCACCUGUCAGUGCCAAUCAGUGCCACAUCAAUGCCACAUAUCAGUGCCUACCAGUGCACAUAAAUGCCACAUAUCAGUGCCCAUCUGAGCUGCCUUUCAGUGCCACCUAUCAGUGCCAGUCAGUACUACCUAUCAAUGCCAGUCAGUGCCGCCUAUCA